CAGCACUUUCGUUGUACUGCAGAUUCAUUCAUGACAGCUUAUUUCGGUGGUGGUGAUGCACUAAGCUGCUGGACUCCACAACAAUUUCGUAGAGGUUGGGACCAGUAUGUCAACGAUUUUUGUCUUGUCGAAAAUACGUAUUUUUUACCACUAGAAAACGCAUCACUUCCUGAAAAAAUUGAAACUCGUGAAAAUGGAAAACUUCCGUACUAUCAGUGGGUACCAUUCGUAUUGGCCUUACAAGCAAUAAUGUUUUGCAUACCACAUAUGUUUUGGAGAGCCCUGAAUUGGAUGUCUGGUAUAGUUUGUUGUUUCGCUUUCUCCAUUCGCAAUUCAGUCAUAUGGGGGCUCCAAAUGCUGCGCAGGUUAUUUAGAGGUUCAGAAUGGACUCAAACGUCUGUAUUUCCUAGAGUUACAGUGUGCGACUUUGAGAUUCGAGAACUGGGUAAUCUUCAUCGAUGGUCUGUGCAGUGCGUUUUGCCACUGAACAUGUUUAAUGAAAAGCUCUUCAUACUGCUAUGGUGCUGGAUUAACUUUGUUUUAAUUGUGACCAUUAUAAAUACCAUCAACUGGAUGAUCAAAGUACUUUGCAUAAGAAGUGGAAUAAAAUUUUAUGUCAACGUUCUCGAAGCUGCACAGGUACGUUCUCAAUUACUAAUUACAACAACAGAUACUAGAUCUGUUAGAUAA
Molecule: messenger RNA, 690 nt
Organism: Enterobius vermicularis (human pinworm)
Lineage: Eukaryota; Metazoa; Nematoda; Chromadorea; Rhabditida; Oxyuridae
Source: the annotation of a GenBank genome assembly